UGAGCGGUCGCGUCAUCGCACGUGACCUCUGUGUACACAUUGAUGUUUUGGUGUAACCCUUGCGAUCGCCUCCAGUACUGGUUUAUCUGUGCUAUAUCACUCUAUGCCACCUAUUGGAAAAUUAAUUGAAGGUGAUUAGUAUUCAUCAACAUAGAAUAAAUGUAAGAAUACUUCUCCACGAAAUUUGUUUUAGGCCUAUAUUAAAGUCGACAAAACGAAACUAAAAAUGUAAGAACUUAUUCGUAGAAAUUUGUCUUACGCUAAAGUCGACAAACGAAACUAGAUUUACGUACGCUGUAUUGAGGAAGAAAAUGUAUCAUGAUAAAUAAGAUAUAGUCUCAAGAUUAUAAAGAAUGAGAUGCGUUUGAAAAUUUAUUCUUUGGGAGCUUUGAUGGAAAUCCCGCCCGUGAGCUGGAAUGUAUAUAUCAUUGUUCACUAAAGUUUCAACAGAGAUGGAAUGGCAGAGAAGGUGUUUAAUCUUUUUUACGGGAGUUGGAGUUUUGGUGAUGUUAUUUCCUAUUUACAAAGGAGUGGAAUGGAUAUGGCCCUUGAAGAACACCAUAGAAUACUUACUGCAAUGGACAUACCUUAUUUGUGCACUGAUAGUGAUUGCAUUUGGUAGAAAUACAGGUUUGGUAGAAACAACCCAAAGACCGACAUCCAACAAAAGACCUAAAACGGUGGUUGGGAAAAGUCAAGCUGUUCAAGUCAAUCAUGUGACUAAAAGAGAAACUAGGCUGCAGAGUGAUUUUCUUGCUACAGCAUCCUCAAAAACACCAUCAAAAGCGAGAACUAGUGAGAAAACCGCGGUGACAGAAGCAGUAAGAGAGAACAUCAUGAUGAUCGAGAAAGAUCUGAUAGUGACUGAGUCCACUCUGCUUGAUGAAAUGCAGGAUUAUCUGUCUGAAGAAGAAGUAAACAUGAUGAAAAAUCGGUCUAGAAAGGAUCAAGCUCACCUUUUUGCUGCAAAAUUAGAAGCUUGUGAUAAUGAAACUUUCCUUUCAGUUCUCGAAAUUUUGGUGAAAGCAUCCUUUGGUCAUGUUGCUGAGAGAUUGAAAGCAUCAUUUGAAAAACAUUCAACGUCCAAGUUAACAAGUUCGCUUUGUUCAGUUUGCCGUAUACGAUCUGAAGUUGAUAUUAAAAAUCUUCGGUGUAAUUUGAAGUUGGGGGGAUUUUUAACACCCAGUCUUUACAACAACAUUAAUCAAUGCCAAGCUGAUAAAGGACAUCAAAAUGCAUUAUGGGAGGAAUUAUUUUUUCAUCUAAAAUCAAAGCAACCAAAAGAAGAGAUAAUGUGGAAGUUUAUCAAUUUUUUCAAUACCCCUAAACAUCAAGGAUUACACAACCAUCUUCGUAAACAUCCACCCACUCGUUAUGUCUGUACAUGUUCCUGCAAAGCUAAAUCAUCUUUGGAAAUUGAUGGCUUGAAACCGAAAAUCACUACCUCUGACACCAGUGAUGAAAGUAACACACAAACCUUGGAUUAUCAUCGGGAAGACGAAUGGUAUCUAGAUGCUCUGGAUUCUGCUACCAACUCUGAAUCGGGAUCAAGGGCCAGAAAAUUACCAAAACUAUGCCACGAUUCUAGAGAAUCUAACAAAGCCGAUGAUCGACGCACUAAACAGAGAUUCAAUAACGAUCCAAUCAGAAAAGGAACAAAGAAGAAUAUCUUAACUCGACCUCGUCUAUCUAGUGAUGAUAGUAGCUCCGUGAGUUCCCUCGACAGUAACCCAAGUAGACACAACUUCACAUUAACUCAAAUACCUCCCCAAGCGAAGAAAAGAGCAGAGAAAAGGACAAUGCGAGAAGUGGAGAGAUCAUCAAAUGAGAAUUUUGGUGUUGGCCCAUCAGAAUUAAUGGAGUCGGACACAGAGCGAAAAACCAUUAUUGAAUCGAUAACAUUAAGAAAAACACCACCACCGAUAAUAUCCGUUCGUCCGUAUAUUGCAGAAUCAGAUUUCAAUUCUGAUGGAGAAUCAAGAAAGCACUAUUGGAUCCCCGAUAACCCUUGCUACAGAAAAUAUCCAAAGGAUUCCGAAUUCUCAGAAGAUGCUGUUCCUACAGCUUUUGCAAAGACUCUUAAAUCUGGGGGGAACACACAAAUCUGGUAACAUGUUACUACCAUAACAGUGUUGGGUAUUCUCAUACAUGUACAUACUUAUACUUUAUUGCGAAUUGAUGUGUAAAAUUGCAAUUGAAAUCAAACUUAGUUUAUUGUUCAAUUCCUUUGAAAUAUGGUUGGUAUCUUGCAGAAUUACUUUAUCUUUAAUUGUAAUAUAAAGAUGGAGAACAUUAUUUACUGUGCCGGCCAGCAAGGUAUUCUAAUUUUCCUGGACAUGGUCAUGUACAGGUGUCAAGGGGGGAGGGGGGUAUAGAAACAAGAUAAUACACAGUGUAACUUGGGGUGAUGUUAAGCAUCCAAACAUAAAACUUAAUCAUUAAACUUCAGACAAGAUUAAAACAAAAUCAUUACAGUCAUCAUUAUAAAAUGAAGUUAAAAGUAAGGCAAAAGUGGGAAUUUUAGAGUAAACGAUGGCUGAGGAAAAGUAAUGAACACUCCUAAAGUAAACGAAAAAAUUACUUGCCUAAUUACAACAAGUGUUAGAGUGAAAUUGGAUUUAAAUCGUGGCAGGCUACUGACAAACAAGUUGAUGAUACAGGGGUUUUAACAGUCUCGUUUAAAGUCAGCAUUUCGCAAAUGCUAUGGUCGUUAUAACAAUCUAGAUUGCCAAUACAACCUAUCAUUGGGUCAAAUGCCGUCUGACAUGUUUCAUACCAAUUGUUAGACUGUUCUUGGCACUGAUUUUGACUACGGAUUACUCUGUUUACCUGAUCAAGACAUAGAGCUCAUGGCGAGUGUGACGGGUCGACAGUGGAUGCUUACUCUUCUUAGACACCUGAUCCCACCUCUGGGUUACCCAUGGGGCCUUGUUUGCCCAACUGUCUAUUUUGUAUUGCUUAUAGGAGUUAUGAGAUUGAUCACUGUUCGUUAUCUUCGCCUUUAUAGGAGUUAUGAGAUUGAUCACUGUUAAUUAUCUUCACCUUUAAUUCUCAAAAAGACAAUUUAGGCAUCAUGUGUGCUUCAGACACACUUUAGCUACAAAAUGUGCACACAUUUGUCUAAACUUAAAUGAAGUGGAUUAAUGCAGAGACUGUUGUGACACUGACAUAUGUUUACAUGUGAUAACGCCUUUUAUAUAAUUGCUUUUUAAUGUUUUAUUUAUUUUCUAUGUAUUAUGUGUAUAACAUUCUGUAGUAAGGAAUAUAUGCAUUGUAAAGCACCUUUGAGCGUACAUGUACAAAGUGUAUGAAAAGGGUGCUAUAUAUAAAUAUGGUAUUAUUAUAUGUGUAGUGUAUGUAUAUGUAGCAUGUAUAUGAGCCUGUAUGCCAAUUAAACUUUACGUGUACCCUC
Molecule: messenger RNA, 3412 nt
Organism: Ostrea edulis (European flat oyster)
Lineage: Eukaryota; Metazoa; Mollusca; Bivalvia; Ostreida; Ostreidae
Exons: 6
Coding region: 417-2111 (564 amino acids)
Source: RefSeq, a predicted model, not a curated record